GCGACCAUGAGCGGGGCAAGCGGCUGCAAUGGCGAGAGCGACACCAACAACCACCGUGACAACUCCAGCGGCAAGAGCGACAGCAGCACGCAGAGAGACAAGAAGAGGCCACCAGCCAUGUCUUCAGAUGCAUCCAGUGAAGAAAGUAUGCCCUCUUUCAAAAAACGAAGAAUCAAAUUCCCUAAGGGCCAUAGUGGAUCAUCGUCGAAAGGUUGCUGCAGUCCUUCGAAAGAAAGGAAGCCUCGGUGCGAAAGGGAAAAUGCGUGUGAAGGAGCACGAGGCAUCAUGCUGAAAUCGUUAAGGGUUGUUCUCCACAAACUUAAUAUUGCAGGGCUUAGCUCUGAUAGGAAUGCAAGCGGCAUCACCAGGAAGAGUACCAGUGUUGGUGGAGUAAAAGCUGUGGCUAACGUACCCAAAAUUCACGAACUGCAGCCUAAGUCCACAGUACACAUCGCCAAACUAUGCAGCCACUGCAGUCAGUGGAUUGAAGACUUCUCCCGGCCUCAUGUUUGUUCUCCUCACUACAGUGGCAUGAGAUCUGUCUUGGUGGCCGACAUAAAUAACACCGUUUGUGCAUCUCCUGUCAGUGAGAUUGAGGAAUCUGUGCCACCGACUGACGAAGCAGCAUUGAACAUUGAAAAUGAUGCAGGUACAUGCGACAUUGCAAUUAAUAGAGUGGCUAGCAACAUUGUAAAUGAUGCAGAAGCAAGCUACAUUGCAACUGACGUGGCAUCCAUUGGCAUUGCCAAUGAUGUAGGUGCAAGUGACAUUGAAAAUGAUGGGACAGUUGCAAACAUUCCAAAUGAUGGACCAGUCGGUGACAUUGCAACGGAUGUGAGGGCAAGCAAUAUUGUGACUGAAAUGGCAGACAGCGAAGUUACAUUACCAAACAGCAGUGAAUUAUCUGAAUCGAUAUUCACAAGUCUCUCUGAUCCCUCUGGUUGCUUUGAACACCAGGGUAAUUCUAAUUCUCCAGCAACACUGAAGGGAAAGUCUCUAAGGUCUGGGCGCAAUUCUGUCCAGUUUUGUCACCGCUGCCACCAAAAGGUAAAUAGCAACGAUGGGCUUCAUGCUCACAUGUGUUUUGGCUCGUCAGGUCAAACUUGGCCCGAGGAGAAAAAUAAUUGUCCCCAGAACACGGCAGUGGAGUUCUCACCACGUGGACUGAUAGGGCACUACAAUUUAACCCACGCAGGCAUUCGUCCAAGUUUCAAUUGCCCCUUGUGCAAGGAGUCAAUCGAUGCAUACUUGAAUUUGAAAUUUCAUUACAAUGAGCACAUGCAGGAAGAAAAAUAUAAGACCAAUGCUAAACCACUUCAGCAGUUGAAGUUUUCUUGCACAAUUUGUAAGGACAAGACGAAGGGAAAAAGGAAUGGAGCCAACAAAAGUACGACGGUCAUCCGGAAACAGGUUUGCAAAUUUGUGCAAGACCCUAAUGCGCAGGUUUUCUGUUGUAAUCAGUGUAAUUUCCAACAUCCUGUUCUCCGUAUGGUAAAGAAGCAUUCUCUUCAGAAGCACAGUGUAAAUUUAGAGUGCUUUUCAUCUGAAGAGCAGGCUGCCCAAGCUCUUCGUUCUCACAGCUUGAUGUCGCCCUGCCGGAGGAAAGAUGAGAUACCGGAAGUAAAUGCAAGCGACACACCUGACGAAACAAACGAAUGUGACUCAACCACUGUGGAUGAUGUGGUUGGUGUAGACGGAGGAUUGAGUGCACCUCUGUUGCCAAUCCUGAGCGGCGAUCAUGUGGGCACAGUUGACGUGAUGCGGAAACCUGAUUUACUGAUGCUGGGUGAUGGAGAAGUCCUGGAGAAAAGUAAUCUUUUGAUGCAAAGCACAACCAAGAGUGUCCCUCUGCUUCAAGAAAACACUUCUGUCUUGCAGAAGACAAUGAACAAUCGUCCCCUUUUGCCGGUCAUAGGAAGCCGAAUUUUAAUUCCAGCCAAUUACACUUUUGAGGUGUUGGGCGUGAAGCUUGUUGAAGGUAAGAAGCAGGUGGUUAUCAAGCUUAAGCAAAAAACGGAGGUGGAUGCCAUCAAGACAACAGAAAAUAAUGGGGCAAGAGCAGAUAAUUCUGGUGCCAGCAAAAAUUCUGGUAAAACAAAGUCCCUGAUGAAGUUGGUGCAGUUCAAGCUAGCAAGUAAUAAUGAUGGUGACAAAACAAACCAGCCUUCAUCUGUAUCUCCAAGUAUACCGCAACAGGAGAAAAAUUCUGAUUCCUCUGAGACAAUCAAAGAAAAUCAGGUGUCACACUGCAUAGAUGUUGAAGACACAGUGUCCAGCAGUGUGAGAGCAUUUGUUACUCGCAAGGAAACGCAGCAAGAUCCUGAAAUAACCAUUGUAGACAACCUCGCUGUGCCAGCUUCAUCCAAAUGCAAACGGUCCAUUGUUGAGUCCCUUGUAAGAGGUGCACAAGUAACAGAUAAUCCUUCAUCCGAUGCCAAGAGAAUAUGUUGGACUCGGCUGGACUAUUCGCAGGUGAUAAAGCCAAUUCCUCAGAAUAGUUCUGAAAAGUCUUCACUUACUCCAGAGUGUGCACACGAAAGAGCCACCGACACUUACAACGUCAAAGAGAACCGUGCAGUGUCUGAACCACCUGAUCUGAUUGAGCCUGAGGUCCCAGAUGAAAACAGGAGGCCGGAAAAUAUAUCCAUAAAUAAUCUCGGCAACGCAUCCACUCCGCAGUCUGGAACAGUCCAAGUGAAUGCAGCAUCGGUGGAAAAAGAUGCAAGUGUCUUGUCAGAUGAUCUGAAAGAAAUCGAAGGGGAGAUUUCUCUACAUGAACUCAAAGGGUGUAAUGGGAUGUUAAUGAUGAAAAACAUAGCAAGCCGAAGGCAGACGUCUGCAAAUUCUGAUGGCAGUGAAACAGAUGUUGCUGAAGAAAUUAAAUUGAUUGCCACUGCUGAUUUGAAACAUGACCAAUAUUUGUUAGGUGAUUCCUGGAUGAAUCCUGACAUAAUCCUCAGCUCUGAGAGCAAAUUUGAUAGUGUACCAAAGCGUGGUAGGCCGAAAAAGCAUAGUUCCAAACCAUUGCUGAAAAGCAAGCAAAAAUCCACUCUCAGUGACGCAAAUGAGCAUGCACUGCCUAUAUCACAAAGCAUGGAAUUCGCCAAUACACCAUCUUCUGGUAAACCUUCCGAACAGUUACAGGAAGAUUGCGUUGAGGUUCCUACAGAUGAAAGCCAUUCACAAAUUCUUAUUGCCAAAGCAGUAAAUCAAAUAAUUGAACCGCUGUGCACCGUCACAGAAUUGUCUUCAGGUGAACCUAUGCAACGAGAAGAAUGCAACCCUUUAGAUUUGACGCAGCCUCUCGUUUCACAUUCACGCCAUGAAAUGUUACCGAGUGAAAAUCAUCCACAAUCAACCUCUGCUUCAGUCCUUCCUCCUGCUCUACCACCAACAGACACACAAUUAUCACUGGACUCUAAUCAAAGCACUACAUUAACAUGCACCACUCCCUCUCCCACCACACUGACUUCACCACCUGUCACAUUCACAUCUGUUUUGCCAGAAAUGCCCGGUCAGCCAUUGAAAACGGUGCAAGAAAAGCCAUCUGUACCGAUGCAACCAGACCAUGGGAUUAUGGCUUGUAACAGCACCAGCACUGUCUUGACUCCAGAUACAAAUGCUGUUGCUAGUCCCACUACCAUGCAGUUCACUUUGCCACCGCAUAUUUUGGAAGAUUUGGUCAGGAAGCCUGGUAGCAAAGUGUUCAUCCCGGUAAAAGGUGCUUCGAAGUUGUCUCCUGCACAUUUUCCAUUUUACGUCAAGCUUACAAAUGGUAGAGUAAUGAAGAUUAUGCCUUCUGUACCGAAGUCUGAUAAUUCUGCUGCCAGUCAAGAGCCCACACUGUUAGAAAAAAGCACCAAAGGCAAUCUUCACUCGUCAACAGCUGAUAUUCCUCAGUCGUCUGUUGUGUCGAAAGUGAUCCAGAAUGUGAUGCACAAAAAGGUUUCAUCUGAGAUGCAGAACCAGUGUCAAGCACCCACUCAGCAGCCCACUUACUCAUUUGCCCAGCCAGCACCCUUGAUGUUGACCAAACAAUCGGAUGUAUCUCCGAGUAGCCUUCCCAUGCCUGUCUGCACGACUGUAGUAACUUUGCCCAGCACACUUUCAUUUCAGCCAUUGGUUGGAGGACAAACGAAUGUUUUGACGUCAACAAUGGGAGUGUCCACAACAACUACCACACUUACGGCUACCACAAAUCAAAUGGCUCCAAAGAGUUUCAUCAUUAGCAAUUCCCAAUCUAUAAUGAUACCGUCUAUAAUGAAUCAAAAUGCACCCUUUAUAUUAUUUUCAGUAGGAGCAAAUUCAGGCCCUCAGAUAGCCUGUCCGGAAAAUGUUUUGUCCGGGAUGAUGAAUGGAGACCUCACAAGUCAUGUGCGAAUUCCUUCACAAAAUAUGCCACCACUGAUGAUUCCUGUACCACCUUUGAAGCUUUUUCCCACUCAGACAAUCUCUGCCGCAACCAACAAGGCCGACAACCUGCAUCGCUCCGUAUCAAGCGCCACAGUUCAGCUUCCCCCACCACCUCCGAUCAUCAUUAAAACGUAUCCCAACUCAGCCAAGCCAAUACAAUUGCACUUUCCAUUGAUAUCGACUCAAGCUUUAGCUAAAGCGUGCAACACAGAAAAAAUAAAUCAACACACUUUGAAUUUUUUCACCCCCUUGAGUGCUUUUGACAAGGGUUUCGGGUCCAGUUCUCCCUCGCAAAACCUGCUUACGGUAGGUCCAACAAUUGCUGUUUCCUCAAAGAAGCCUGAGACAAUGCCCCCACAACCCAUACCUCUCAUACAGCCUUUGGCAUCUGCAAAUUUGAAGUGUUUCACGAAUGCUCAUCUGUUGGAGAGCAGUGUUUUGGAUUCUCAAAAGCAAACAGAAAUCUCUCAACAUGAAGGUCUGUUAAAAAGUACAGCUGUAAUUAAUGACCCUCCUGUUCCUAAAGAGUCUGCCGAUUCCAAGCUCAUCACUCAACCCAUGUGCUCAGCUGAAAACCAUGAACCUCAUUUCCAAGUGGCCUGGGAUUGUAGAAGUCAACCGAAAGAUGUUGGACCUUGCAAGGCUCUUCCUGCCAUCAACGGAGCAAUGCUACCCAUUUCAGAGUUGCCAGCACAAACAGCUCAAAUUGGAAAUGUCAAAGAUUUGAGAGAUAUUGAAACGGAAACAUCUCAAACCACAAAUGUUCAGCCGGCUUCAAUUUCUUCACCUUUUGUCCAAGGUGAACACUACUCCAAAUCACAGGGAAAUGUUCCAAGUGGGUUGCUACCAAAUGUGGUAAUUUCUAAAAUGGCAUCAUCAGAAUUGAUAAGCAACAUGAAUUGUGCGUCAGUGAUUUAUAAAGCAGUUUCUAAAAACGGUGAAUAUGCAGACAAUGCCCAUGAAAUGACAAAGCGUGACUUUGAUUUGAAAUCGCAGUUGGACCAGAACAAGAGUGCUGCUGAGCCAACAGGUGGAGAACUACACAUUGAUGGUCGAGCAAAGUCAGAUGUAGCCGUACAUUCUUUAGAAACCGAAGAAUCGACAACACCAAGAACUCUUUCAGGCUGUGUACAACGUGUGUCUAGAGUCUACGUCUCUAAUGAUACAGAUUCAGUAGCAAAAUUGGGUCAAGGAGAACCUGCAUCAGAAGCUGAAGAUGCAGCAGCAACACUCAUGGCACUUGCGCACUGUGGUGAAUUAAUAUCUAACACCCGUCACGCGAUUGUGAAUACGGAGAUCAAAAAAGCGGGUGAUUUAAAAUCUGCAUCGAAGCCUGACUAUGUUGUAGCACCCAAGACCCUUGCAAGCGGUGUUGAAUCGACUUCCAAAGUAUCAAAUGUUAUCAAAGUGGUCUCAGAGGCAGAUAUGCGUGAAGGGAAACCUGUGUCAGAACCGGAAACUGAUGUGAACUUUGACACCCAAGGUGAACCUGGGCAUGUGACAUUUGCAAACUUUUCUCCAUUGAAGCGGAAAAUACAAGGAACUAACCAAGUAAAGAUAAAAAUAAGAAAACCCACAUGCAAACCUCAGUCGGUAAUGGCAUCUACUUAUAUGAAAACCCAAGCAAGAUCUGCCUACUUGGCUACCUGCAUUUCAUAUUUCCAGGAAAAACACAACACAGCUUUGAGAGUAGUUAAAACGAAACCCAAUAGUCCCUCAAAUGAAGCCUGCUUUCUACCUAUAUCUGUCCGUGAAUCCAAAGAGCAGUUCACCAAACCAGCCCGGACUUUGAAGAAGAAAGUGGACGAUAAAGAGCUUCAGACGGCCAAUGCAUGUUCCAGUUUUUCUUCACAGCUACCGCUAUCCCUGCCCAUCAAGCCUCUGUACAUCAGGCAGGCUCACAAACAGCCAAGGGCCAAUCAGCCGGUGGUGGUGCUCAAUCACCCAUAUAUGGACCCACAGGAGGUGGUCAACCUGAUGCGGACGGUGAACAUGUACCCAGGUUGUAUCAUCAAGGUGGUGCUGUCCCGCCGCACACUGGCAGCAAUGGAGGCCUCAAAUCAAGAACAGCAGUUACUCAAGCAGAGCCUCAACUUUGUUAAACCUUUGCCUUAACAGUCACGGGUACAUUUACCGUAACUGAAAAAUAUUGGUUGAAUUCUACCAUUUGGAUUAUCCAACACGUCAUGAAUAUCUACCAAGACACUGAUGGACCUCAAGUUUCAUUUUCCCUUAGAGAACUUUAUCAGCGGCAUGAAGACAAACUCAACAUUUUAUGUGCAUUCAUAGAUAAGUUUUUAUUUUUUGGAAAUGGUUACGAGGUCUUCUGAAAUACUUUUGGAUUCCCUUUUGGAAACCUGACUCGCCUAAAAGCAAUUCACUUGAAUUUCUGGAUAAUUUGUGGACUUAAUGGAAGACCAAACUGGUGAAGCAACAAGAGCUAUUUUAAUUAGUUAACGUGCCUAAGCUUUGUGUCCCAGGCUGUCUGGCAUGAACUUUAAGGUUUGCAAAUGGAGAAAAAUGUUCCAUUCUACUGGCCCAUGCUUCUAAUGUCUGUUUUUACAAUCUUAACUUAAAGCUUUCGUGACUAAAGGAAUUCAUAUUCUUUGGGUCUUUCGGUAAAGCCACGUAGAUAGAAAAAAUAAUUUUAAAAUCACGAUGUUUCGAUCGCAACACAAGCAAUCGUCAUCAGGUGAAAAAAUAGCGGGAGAGCUGCUGAGGCAGGAUGUUAUAACAUAUAACAAACUUGUACUUAGGAGCUCAUUUAAAAUGCAUUUCCCAUCACUUUGUUGGAGAAUCUGGCAUCUGUUUUGAUAAUACUGCCUAUAUAAUGGGAUGGUUUUAUGUGCUCAAGUUCAUUGUCAAUUAAGAUGGCUGUUCUACAUCCUGCAGUGCGCUUAAUACUUUCAUCACCUUUGCUUUCCUCACAUUGAUUUUCAUGCCAAUUUUAAUGGAUACUUCGUUCAACCGCUUAACUAAUAUUUGUAACCUCCAAGCUCUGUCAUCCACAAACCUGCCUGCACUUUUAUCUGUUCAUUUAACUUUUGACAUCUUCACACUUGUUAUCAUGCUUCUUGUACCAUUUGCUUCUGCGAAUGUAUUGAAAAUAUGAUUUGGAUAGAAAGACAUAUGUGAAGAUGGGUUGAUGAUAAUACAAUCAAAAGUUCCACUUGAGACAAGAAAAAUAGAGAAGUAAUGGAUUUGACAAAUUAAACCUAAAAUGCUCGAUGAUAAAUGUGAGGGAUGCAUGGGAUGGAAAGAACAAGGAGCAGGAAGAGGAAGAUGUUGAGUGAAUUGAAGAAGACAAGGACAUGAAAAAAAAAAAGCAAAUCAAAUUGAAAUCUGGAGACAGUAGUGCAGAGACGUAUGCCUGUCAAUGUAGAUAAAAUAUAGAUUGGAUUUGGAAUGGGGGAAAACAUACAUUAAAACCACCGUCAGUUGUGUUGUGAUAUCUCUGUAGCAAUGAAUUUAAUGUUUAGGAACGAUGGCACUCAAAUUGCUCUUGAUUUCAUAAACAAAGCUUCAAAUUCUUUGGAAAGCGCUGGACACCGGCUUAGAUAUCUAAAUCUCCAAAAUCGUAUUUUUUGGAUUAGUAGUUUUGAGGGCAAACAUCAACACCUCCCUUCAAAUGUAAUCUUGUAUCAUACUACGUCAUCUAUAAUGGGAAAGGCUUCACUUCGCUCGAUUUUUAUUAGUUUAUUUACACUGUUUCGGCUCAGCAAAUGUAUUCACUCAAGCUACGGUAACAUUAUAGACCAGUAAGGGCUCUGUUAACUUUGUAGAGGCAUGGGUGAUCAGUAUUUUUAGAGCUGAAGCUGCAACUUGGAAGCUAGAUAUUACAUGAAAACAUGUGAAUGCCAUUUGGGCUCACAAAUCCUCCAAUGGUGGUUUUGCUUAUUUCUGUGCCACAUUGGAAGAGACGUGAUCACAUUUAAAUGCUUAAUAAAUUCUCAACAAAAUAGGACCAUACUGUUUGGUUCUUUCGGUAAAGUCACGUAGGUAUAAAAUAAAUCACGACGUUUCGAUUGCAACACAAGCAAUCAUCAUCAAGUGGGAAAACCACAGCAAGAACAUUUUUUGCUGAAGUGGGAGAGGGAUGCUGUGGUUUUCCCACCUGAUGAUGAUUGCUUAUGUUGCAAUUGAAAUGUGAUUUAUUUUAUUUCUACCUACGUGACUUUACCGAAAGAACCAAAGAGUAUGGAUUCCUGCAGCCACGAAAGCUUCAAAUCUAGAUUAAAAUAGGACCAUACCAGAUUUGAUUUAACAAUUUACAUUUUUAUGAUGGUGAGGAAAUUGUAGUCAGCCUGACAUUUCCCAACUGUUGCGAUGGGUUUAAGGUUGGCACAGAACUCAAAGAUAAUUUAUACAAGUUUAUUUCCAAUUUGACUGUUCUCAGACACUUGUUUGCAACAGAGUUGCCAUAGUGUCACAUUCCAGGAUACGAUAUUAAAUGCCCAUAGGCCUUUUUCCAUGUAGCCGUUAACGCCGCUAAAACUAGCGCGUACAAGUAAAAUAGCACCGAGAGGUGAACUGGAAAGACAUUAACAGCGACUUAAGUUGCGCACAAUAAGCAUCACCUGGAUGAGGUAGUGCAAUUUACGCUCAUGGCUCUGUAGCGCUGCAGUGCAUCACGUGACACCAGACAUCCAAUGGGCACGUCAACGGUGAGGUCUAAAAAUAAUAUAAUGGAAUAAUAUUCUGCAGUUUGGGAGGGGAGGGGCCUUGGGGUUUCAAUAGGCAUGACAUUAUGCCAUGUGCAAGCUUUUCAUAAUACAGGUAUCCCUCAAUUUACGAAUGUUCGAUUUAUGAAAUUUUGCAGAACGUAAUUGACAAAUUAUGGACACUUUUUGAUUAACAAAGUCAAAUUUCUGCGUGAACGAAUUUUCAAACAAGCACCUGGGAGGUUUUGUCAUCCAUCUGCCACAUUGUCAUAGUAUCCUAGAGUGCAAAAGUAGUGCCUCCACAUUACCUCCUCAGUCAUUCCAACAUGCAGAUAUUUUGGUGAGUUCCCUGUCACUGGUUUUUGCUGUUUCUUUACAACAAAAACCCUUUGAUUCAAUCAUGUUUAUAUUUUUGUUCUUCAUCAUUUUUGUAUUGUUAAAAGUGAUUUAGGUGAAUAUUGUUAGGUUUGGAUUAGAGUUGGAAUGACUGUCCAAAACACAUCCCUAAUUUCUUGCAUUAAAUUUAUGGGAAAGGCCGUUCUGAUUUACGAAAUUUAGUUUUCCGCAUCCCUUUUGUAAAUCGAGGGAUACCUAUAUUUAAAUGCCACAAAAGCUUUUGAUUGUGGUUGACGAUGGUUUCGUUAUGCAGCUUUAAUUACAUCAGAGAAGAUACUCCUUUUGUGCAACUUUUAUGACGCUGUUAAAACAACAUAACUACAGCACUUGAAAAAACUGAUUGUAGCUUUUUUGACUUGUAUUCAUUUCCACUUGUAAAACGUAUUCAUGUAGCAUUUAUAUCAUUGAACUUUGCAAUGUUUUUCUACAUUUGAAGUGCAUGUCUAAUUUUAGUCAAGUAGCUUUUAAAGCACAUAUGGUACAAUACAAUUACUCUAAUUAUCACCACUCUCGAGUGCGGUAUUAGGAAUUGGUGCCAAAUGUGUACAAUGCAGAAUCUCUUAGGCCUGAAGUGGAAAAUGCGUGGCUUAUGCCUGCACCGCUUUCAGUUGGGAAAACUGUCGGUGCAUAUAAAUGAGCUCCUGACGUCAAGGCUCUGGGCUGCUGAUUACCGAUAAUUGGUAAAGUGGCAUUUUGUGCGCAAGAGUAGCAACACACUUAGCGAGAGAACAAGUGUCAGUCAAAUUACAAAUUUGAAAAACUUUCUUAUGAUGUCAGUUUACCUUGCCUUUGGAAAUAUGUUUCAGAUUUGUAUUGUGUUGUAGUUGAUUGCAAAGCAGACAAUUACUGUCAUUUUAUAUAACAAGGAGAUUACAUAAACCCGUAAUGCCAAUGAAACACUGACUCUUGCAAGGGCCACCUGGGUGUUAAAAAAUAAAUAUGAUUUAAAAUGUAAUUAACUGCAGAUCACUCGCCAAAUGCCUGGCAUACGCACAUUGUUAAAAUAAUCAAAUACACUGAGGAAGUGAUGUCACAUAGCCAUCAUGUAGUUAAUUAUUCUGAGAGGUUUUGAAAAACAAUGUGUGACAACUGUUUUUAUAAAAUUUUAACUUGAGUUAUUGUGACAUAUAAUUUGGCAGGAAAUAAAAUGCAUAAAAAAAUCUAACUUUCAAAAAGCAUGAUAGUUUACAAGUGGACCGCUAUCGUGGACCUUAUAAGGCAUGGUAUGGCAUUGCCAUCGCCAUAUUUUGGCAAGCAUGGCAGAUAUCCAUGUGUGAAUGAACAUAUCUCAAAACUCGACAUGGGAGAGUUAUAAGACAGGAAGGUUUGACUAAUCGUGUGUGUAUUAACAUUGCCUUGUUGGUAUGUACGGUGGCCUUGAUAUAAUUUGUUUUCGAUCUUAUUUUAUACUCUACUAUACAAUGAUUAUCGCAUUAUCAGUUUCCCUAACUUUACAAUUGUACUUAACAUUUCUAUUGUCUUGUUUUUGUGCCUUGAAUGUACUUUAAAGUACGAAUAAAGAUGUCGUAUAACCUGUCAAAAAUCUUCUAGUCAUUGCGACUUGAUGAUCUAUAGCUAUUAGAAUGUACAUGCUGUCAGAAUGAUCACGAGAGAAGAAUAACGGCAUAUGUUAAUUUACUCUGGUAAACAUAAAAAUAGCACAUUUAAUGUGUUUAUGGCAAUAUGUUCAGACCGUAAAUGGCAAUGUCCUGCUAGCCACGAAACGUCCUCAGGAGAGUGUAGUUUUGCUCUUAUUCUGUUAAGUGGUUGCUUAUAUGGUCCAUAGUUUGUUGGCCUGUUCAUGUUCUGAUGGAGGAGUUGAUACAUCAAUAUGAACUUAGAUUAUGGGUAAUCAUAAUUUGUCCGAAGUUUGUUAUUUUAUCAAUGAUCACGAUAUAAUGAUGGUUUGCAAAAUUAUUAUGCAGUUUUAUGUCCGAUUAGCACAGUUGGCUACGUAUAGUGCGAAAGAAGUUCAACAUUGUACAAUAUAGCGUAUCACCAUAUCGAGACAACCCUGGUAGGUAGAUGCUGUGAGGGAUUACCAGCGGACAUGCUCGGGUGUGUGCAUGCGUGAUGGGUGAGGUGUGAAAGCUUGAAGGAAUCUGUGCGAGGUGAUGAUGCCUACGCUCUUUGUUCA
Messenger RNA from Lethenteron reissneri (Far Eastern brook lamprey), 11607 nucleotides. RefSeq lists its product as uncharacterized. The record is from RefSeq and is a predicted model, not a curated record. NCBI's taxonomy places the organism in Eukaryota, Metazoa, Chordata, Hyperoartia, Petromyzontiformes, Petromyzontidae.